AUGUCGAAAGCAGUGUAUACACGGUUGCCUCCCUUGCCGGCUUUACGAGAUUUCAUAAACAUGUACCGGCUCAGGGCCAAAAAAAUUCUUUCGCAAAAUUACAUAAUGGACAUGAAUGUCACGAGGAAGAUUAUUCGAUCCGCCCAGGUUAAAGAGGGCGAUUGGGUAACGGAAGUUGGUCCAGGACCGGGGGGCAUCACAAGGGCUAUACUAGAAGCUGGAGCUUCCCGAUUAGAUGUUGUUGAAAUAGAUCAUAGAUUCAUACCACCAUUGCAACAUCUUGCGGAAGCUGCUGAUGGCAGAUUGAAUAUUCAUCACUCCGAUGUUCUCAAAACAAACAUUGGAGAGAUAUGGAGUAAUAGUGAAAAUCAUCCACAGAGAGCUAAUUGGCACGAUGAUCCUCCAACUUAUCAUGUGAUAGGAAAUUUACCAUUUAAUAUCGCAUCUCCUCUUAUCAUUAAAUUCCUGAAAGAUAUGUCUUAUCGGAGGGGACCAUGGGAGUUUGGUCGAGUUCCAUUAACUUUGACUUUUCAAUUGGAAGUUGCUCAACGCAUUUGUAGUCCUAUAGCAAGUGAUUCAAGAUCGAGAUUAUCAAUCAUGUCUCAAUACGUUUCGGAGCCUAAACUUGUUUUCAAAAUCCCAGGCAGUUGUUUUGUCCCCCGUCCAGAAGUAGAUGUAGGGGUUGUUCGUUUUGUACCUCGUAGGGUUCCAUUAAUCAAUGUCUCCUUUGAGGUGGUUGAAAAGCUUUGUAGACAAGUAUUCCAUUAUAGGCAGAAAUACGUGCUCAAAGGUCUUAGAACACUGUACCCGGAAGAAAUCUCAUUUGACAUGGCUCAUUCUGUACUCUCAAAAAGUGGUGUAGAUCCUACAACGACUUCUGUUCGUAUUGGCAUCGAUGAGUUUGCAUUGAUGGCUCUGGAGUAUGAGCGGCAAUGUGUAGAAAUGCCGGGCCUGUUCCUGUAUGAUUAUACAAAGCCGAAGAAAACUUUGGAGAUUUUAAAAAACGAGAAGAACUGUCUUCCCCCUAUGAACUUAUUCAAAAAUGACCAAAUCCCAAAGGAAGGAAUCAGUUUGAAGGAUUGCACGUUGGGUUCAUAA
Messenger RNA from Auanema sp. JU1783, 1098 nucleotides. Lineage: Eukaryota; Metazoa; Nematoda; Chromadorea; Rhabditida; Rhabditidae. The record is from the annotation of a GenBank genome assembly.